Molecule: messenger RNA, 621 nt
Organism: Eurytemora carolleeae
Lineage: Eukaryota; Metazoa; Arthropoda; Copepoda; Calanoida; Temoridae
Exons: 5
Coding region: 6-446 (146 amino acids)
Source: RefSeq, a predicted model, not a curated record
ACACAAUGAAACAAUUUUGCAUCACUCACCUCCUACUUCUUUUUUUGAUCCAACUCAACUCAGCUUUUAUUAUUAUGGAUUUGGAUACGGCAUCAAAGAUACUUCAGGAUCAGGAAAAUCAAGAUGCGGAAAAUGGUCCAUAUGUCGUCCAGGGGCUUGACCCUAACAAUCCUCAGAGCCUGCUGCAGAAUGGUCGCCAUCAUAUGCAGGAUACAUGUUCAUCGUCUUCACACAGCCAUCAGCAAACUGUUUUUUACCCCAAGAGCGAGGUCAAGUACGUCAUGAGACUGAAGAAAAGAGGUCGAAUUGGAGGUUUUGAGAGAGGUCAACCAAAAAGAAUCGGAGGUCUGAGAGAUUGGGAUUCCAAGAGAGGUCUUCUUUUCUCGGUUAGCUCUGUCAGAAAUAUUCUGGAUAAAUACUACCGAGACAUGAACAACUCGGAAUAAAGAAGACAUCACCAUCCAACUGUAAAGGCUGAAAACAAGUGAAUUUGGACAAUUGAAGAAAGUAAAGGGAUUAUUUCCGUAAUUGAUUCACAAUGCGACCAAGUUUAAACUUUUCUCCUUAAUAUCGAUGAAUUUAUUUUAUAAAUUUGCAGCUCCUGAGAUGGAAUUUAAAGAA